AUGCCACGCUCCGAAGAAGCCGAGGCAUGGGCGAAUGCCGUGUACGCCGCCAUUCAAGAGAUUCCCUAUGGCAAAGUCACCUCAUACGGCCAUAUUGCUCUGCUUCUCGGUGAACCUCAAAGGCCCCGUCAGGUUGGUGUGUGCCUAAAGCAUAUGCCAGAUCCAGAGUCAGGACUUGAGUAUAAUUCGGCGACUGUGCCAUGGCAGCGGGUGAUCAACAGCAAGGGGAUGAUUUCUCACCGUGGACCCGGAAGUGCAGAGCGUCAAGCUGAAGCCCUUAGAUUGGAAGGGGUCGAGGUGCGCUCGGAGUCAAUGGGAGAAUUCCACGUGGAUUUCUCCCGCUAUGGAUGGUUUCCCAAGCAUUUGCCUAGCGAAGAGGGCGAUAGUGAUGAAGAUGACGGGGCUGAGUGA
This is a messenger RNA of Penicillium maclennaniae, 411 nucleotides long. Its product is annotated as MGMT family protein. The record is from RefSeq and is a predicted model, not a curated record. Gene Ontology annotation, molecular function: catalytic activity. Gene Ontology annotation, biological process: DNA repair. Lineage: Eukaryota; Fungi; Ascomycota; Eurotiomycetes; Eurotiales; Aspergillaceae. The transcript has 3 exons. The coding region runs from base 1 to 411 and encodes 136 amino acids.